ACUGACAUUUGACGUUUAUCUUCUCUCUUGCUCAACUUCGAACAUAUUCUUGUAUCGAGCAAUCAAAUUUAAUGGUUAAUUAUCAUAACAUAUUCUAUAAAAUGAUUAUUUAAUAUUUUUAACAGAAUUAUUUUUCAAUAGAAUAUACAAAAGUAAGAAUCAUCGAUCGUAAAAUAUCUAGUUCUACAUUUAACAAUUCCUCAAUGAAAAGAACCAAAACGAUUCAUUCUGUUAAUAAUAAAAUUAAUCCUAAUGAAAAUAAUACUUCUGAAACAAUUAUGGUUGCAGAAACGAAACAGGAAAGAAAGAAAUCAUAGAAAUAUCUGAUGCGGAUAAAAAUGUAACAAGAAAAAAAAUAAGAGCUGUAGUUGAUUUAGAAAUGAUGAAAGAUGAAUUAAAACAAUUAGAGGAUCCACCCGUUACACCUUGGGAAAAAGAAAUAUGUUCGUCUCGUCUUCCAUUUGAAUUUUAUGAUACACCCUGCGAAGAUCUUGCUCAAAAUCUUUUAGGAAAAGUACUUGUUCGUCGGUUAGAAAAUGGAACGAUUUUAAAAGGUAGAAUUGUGGAAACAGAAGGUUACUUAGGUAAAAUUGAUAAAGCUUCUCAUUCAUAUCAAAACAAAGUUACGCCUCGCAACAUACCAAUGUACAUGUCACCUGGCACGAUUUACAUAUACAUGACUUAUGGCAUGUAUUAUUGCUUCAACAUAUCUAGUAAGGGUGAUGGAAGUGCUGUAUUGAUAAGAGCUCUCGACCCUUUAGAAGGUAUGGAAUAUAUGACUAGUCAACGAAUCUUGAAAAAAAAAUCAAAUAUGUCGAAAGGAACUAUCAAAGAUCUCAAAGUACACGAACUCUGUAAUGGACCUUCAAAACUUUGUAUGUCUUUCCAAUUACAAAAAAAUCAUAAUAAAUAUUCACUCUGUGAAUGGAAAAGUCUUUGGAUAGAAGAUGAUUCGUAUCAAGAAAAAAUAAAAAUUAUUCAAUGCGCAAGAAUAGGUAUUGAUAGUUGUGGUCCUGAAUGGUCAAGCAAACCCUUACGUUAUUAUAUUUAUGGUAAUAAAUCUGUCAGCAAACGUGACAAAAAAGCGGAAGCGUUAAUAAUAAACACCUAAAAAAUUGAUAAUUACUAUAUGAAAAAUAUGAUAUUAUUAUUAUUUAAGUAUGUAAUUUGUCUCUCUUGCAUGUUUGUUAUUAAAAAGUACUUGGAUUAAGAGUACAGAGAAAAAUUGAAUUUUUAUACACAUUUAUUAAUUUAUUCCUGGACAGAAAGAAACAAAACUGUAGAAUAUAAAUAAAUUGCAGAUUGGAUUAAAAACCA
This is a messenger RNA of Polistes canadensis, 1317 nucleotides long. Its product is annotated as DNA-3-methyladenine glycosylase-like. The transcript has 4 exons. NCBI's taxonomy places the organism in Eukaryota, Metazoa, Arthropoda, Insecta, Hymenoptera, Vespidae. The record is from RefSeq and is a predicted model, not a curated record. Gene Ontology annotation, biological process: base-excision repair. Gene Ontology annotation, molecular function: DNA binding; alkylbase DNA N-glycosylase activity. The coding region runs from base 380 to 1111 and encodes 243 amino acids.